CCAGGCUUGGAGCAAAGGUCUCCGAUCGCGUUGUGCGCUGGACCAAGGUUUGCUCCUCACUGCUGGACUUGGACGCCGCCUGCCGCAGGAGCGAGGCACGCACCUUUGCCCAACUGGCUGGGGAGUGGCACGAUGCCUAUGGCGCUUUGGCCAGAUUUCGCGGAGACGUUCUCGAGAUGAUUGAGGACGGCGAGGCAUCUGCGGUGCAGGUCCAGCAGAACGGACAGGAGGCGCGCGUGUCCGUGCUCUUGUACUCGGACUUUUGGCAGGCCAACUUUCAAGAUGGCCAGCUGUGGUGGUCCAGCGGGGAGGUCUGGACGCACUCAAGUCGAAGCGAUGCUCGGUCAGGCAACCCUGGACCCAGCAAGCGGCGGUGGUAUUGCCGCGGCGAUGGGCGGGCGUGAGGGGCCGUCCUGUGGUGCCUUUUUUAAUGCCCUCGAGGCCCCGCGCAAGCACUUUGCUUGCGCCUGCUAAUGAAUCGUUGGGCCGGUGGACCGUGUUCGUGCGUAACCUCGACCUGAAGUGUCUUGGGGUGCGUGCGAAUAUGUCAUUGGCUGGCUGGUUUUAUUGCCAAGAACAGAGUUGUAGAGGUCAAUGUUAGCAAGCUUGCACAAUUCAGCAUUCUUCUGUUUGUUGCUUAGUCCUGCCUGACUGCAUUCUCGAAAAUUGAAUGAUCAAAAA
Effrenium voratum is the source of this 681-nucleotide messenger RNA. NCBI's taxonomy places the organism in Eukaryota, Dinophyceae, Suessiales, Symbiodiniaceae. The record is from the annotation of a GenBank genome assembly.